Trachymyrmex septentrionalis is the source of this 775-nucleotide messenger RNA. It is a transcript of the gene Chrac-16, whose product is annotated as chromatin accessibility complex protein 1-like. NCBI's taxonomy places the organism in Eukaryota, Metazoa, Arthropoda, Insecta, Hymenoptera, Formicidae. Bases 94 to 630 code for a protein of 178 amino acids. The transcript is spliced from 2 exons. The record is from RefSeq and is a predicted model, not a curated record. Gene Ontology annotation, cellular component: CHRAC; nucleus. Gene Ontology annotation, molecular function: protein heterodimerization activity.
GUGGAAGUUGAUGUCAGUUCUUUGCGGUCGUUUUUAUUCGGUUAGCGUUUUUUCUACAUAAAUAAAAAUAGAAGGCAAGAAUAAGUGCGCGUAAUGAGCACACAAAGUUCUUCCGUGAAGUUAAAAGAGCUGCGUCUGCCGAUCUCGAGGGUAAAGACAAUUAUGAAGAGCUCGCCUAGCGUUGAUACCGUCGGCCAGGACGGUUUGUUCUUGGUCACAAAAGCCACGGAACUCUUCAUACAUUACCUGACAGAGGAAGCACACAUGCAAAGCAACAAGGGACCCUCUCUGGAUUAUAAACACCUAGCAGAGAUAGUACAGACCAACGACACGCUGGAGUUUCUGCGAGAAAUAAUGCCUAGAAAGAUCACGGUUCGGCAAUUUAAGGAAAUGAUGGCAGCCAAAGAACCUAACAGCAGCAGUUCCUCGGAGAGCAGUUCUGAUUCAGACAGCGACAGUGACUCUGACACGGACUCCUGUUCAGAUAGCGAUGAAACAAAGGGAGAUAAUGGGAACUCGUCGAGCAGUGAACAGGAAAGUGAAACCAAGGAGAAUGGUGCUUGUCAUUCAGACAGUGACAAAAGUGAAAGCAGUGUGAAAAGUGACAGUGAAGAGAACAAUAAGAGAUGAAUUCGUCGAUUUCUGCUUCCAACAGACUUCGAUUAUUUAACAAAUUUUGGUUUAUUUUUUUAUAAACUGUCGUAGAUUAACAAGAUUUAUCUAGUACCAAGAUCGUGCGUCUAUAUUGCAGAACAAAUAAACACAGUCACAAAAU